CGACGCCCGACCACUCUUUUGACUAUUUUUUUGAUGAUGAGGAAUUUAUAACGACAAGACACAACCACCCCGCUCUGCGCUUGUAAAAUCAUGGAGGAAGAGGAGGGAAGACCCAGGAAGCUGGCUAAGCUGGAUCACAGCGGAGGCCAGUUAGACGGAGAGCCUGUCAUGUCGGGGGCUCUGGCUACGAACGACCAAGGUGCGGAGGACGACACAGCCCGACCAUCAGCUGCCCCGGACGCUACGGAAGAUGCCAAUGGCAAGUCGGAUGAGGGGCCCGGUGCAGAAGAAGGCGACGAGACGGAACCGAAGCUAUCAAAGAGCCAAUUGAAGAAGUUACGACGACGGGAAAACUGGGAAGCCGGUCGCGAAGAUCGCAAAGUCAAGCGCAGGGAAAAGCUUCACGCAAAGAGGCAACGGCAACGGGCGGAAAGAGAUGCUGCUGGAGCCACCGAGAUAACGUUGCGAAAGGACAAGGAGAAAGCAAUGCAGCGCCAGCGUUCGGUGCUCCUGCCGAUCACCAUGGUUAUCGACUGCGGCUUUGAUGACCUGAUGCUGGAAAAGGAACGCAUCUCUCUAGGAUCCCAGCUGACGCGGUCGUAUUCCGAUAAUAUUAAAGCGCCGUAUAGAUCCCACCUGGUGAUCUCUAACUUCGACAAAAAGCUCAAGGAGAGAUUCGAUAACCUGCUACGGAAAGUGCAUGAAAAAUGGAGGGGUGUUCACUUCAUGCAAGAGGACUUUGUCCAUGCGAGUGAGCUUGCCAAGGAGUGGAUGGCAGGUCCCGAAGGUGGUCAGAUGGUCGGAGCUCUCGCUGACAAGACGGAUGCCAGACCCGAGGAUGGAGAGGUCGUCUAUCUCAGCAGUGAAAGUGAGCAUACAUUGAUGGAGCUGAAGCCCUACAGUACAUACAUUAUUGGCGGAUUGGUGGAUAAGAACCGGCAUAAAGGCAUCUGCUACAAACGUGCGGUCGAGCUCGGCAUCAAGACUGCCAAGCUCCCAAUUGGAGAGUAUAUCCAGAUGUCGCAUCGAGCAGUUCUCGCUACCAACCAUGUCGUCGAGAUUAUGCUACGGUGGAUGGAACUUGGAGACUGGGGAGAAGCUUUCAUGAAGGUCAUUCCCCAGAGGAAAGGUGGCGUUCUGAAAGGGCAGGGCGCCGAUGGAGACGACGGGGAAGAAUACGAUGACCAGGAAGAACAGGAGGAGGAAGAUGCUGAAGUUUCCCAGGACAUCACAAAUGAUGAUCCCAGUGCCGAUACCAACGAGUCUCAAGAGGCUUAGAGUACAAAUACCACAUAAAGACUCACCACUAUGUACAUUGUCAAUACUGCCAAUACAGUUCUUUUUAUCCUAUAUAGGAAUGAACAAACAAAACAA
Penicilliopsis zonata CBS 506.65 is the source of this 1374-nucleotide messenger RNA. RefSeq lists its product as hypothetical. Gene Ontology annotation, biological process: tRNA N1-guanine methylation. The record is from RefSeq and is a predicted model, not a curated record. The transcript has a single exon. Gene Ontology annotation, cellular component: nucleus. NCBI's taxonomy places the organism in Eukaryota, Fungi, Ascomycota, Eurotiomycetes, Eurotiales, Aspergillaceae. Bases 91 to 1278 code for a protein of 395 amino acids. Gene Ontology annotation, molecular function: tRNA binding.